Molecule: messenger RNA, 2309 nt
Organism: Osmerus eperlanus (European smelt)
Lineage: Eukaryota; Metazoa; Chordata; Actinopteri; Osmeriformes; Osmeridae
Gene: p2rx3b
Product: purinergic receptor P2X, ligand-gated ion channel, 3b
Exons: 11
Coding region: 299-1633 (444 amino acids)
Biological process (GO): calcium ion transmembrane transport; response to ATP
Cellular component (GO): nuclear inner membrane; plasma membrane
Molecular function (GO): extracellularly ATP-gated monoatomic cation channel activity; ATP binding; purinergic nucleotide receptor activity
Source: RefSeq, a predicted model, not a curated record
AAGUGGAGGAGAGAGUGAGAAGGAGAGUGCGAAGAAGAGUUGGAUGUCAAGAAGGUAUUGUCAAGCUGUGCUGUAGAUCGAUAAAUAAAUCAAAACGAUUAUAACCAAUACUAGAGAAGAUUUUGGACCAACAGGUCCAUAUUUUUGGAAGGAGAAUCGUAAACCCCUUUGAAGCCAAAUACGAGAUUUGACAGAAGAAUCUAAUUUCGAAUCUCUAGAUCGUUGGGAUCGCUGGUAGUAUUACCUGGUUGGUUACUGGGGCAAAAACAACACACAUACUCACACACACACACACAGAAUGUGGACGUGUAUAACAGAUUUCUUCACCUAUGAGACCACCAAGUCAGUGGUGGUGAAGAGCUGGACCAUCGGCAUCAUCAACAGGGUGGUCCAACUUCUUAUUAUCACCUACUUCAUCGGAUGGGUGUUUGUCCAUGAGAAGGCAUACCAGGUCAGGGAUACUGCUAUAGAGUCAUCAGUAAUGACAAAGGUCAAAGGCUUUGGUGUUUACAACAACAAGGUUAUGGAUGUUGCUGACUACGUCACCCCUACCCAGGGUGCCUCAGUGUUCUGCGUCAUCACUAAGCUGAUCACAACCGAGAAUCAAGUUCAGGGUUACUGUCCCGAGAGUGAGAUGAAGUAUAAGUGUACUCACGACAACAACUGUACCAAGUUCCUGAACAGACCUGCAGGGAACGGUCUACCCACGGGCAGGUGUGUUCGUUUCAACGACACCCUGAACACCUGUGAGAUCAGAGGCUGGUGCCCCGCUGAGAUAGACUACAUCAAGACGCACCCUAUGAUGGAGGUGGAGAACUUCACCAUCUUCAUCAAGAACAGCAUCCGUUUCCCCCUUUUCAACUUCACUAAAGGGAACUUCCUCCCCAGCAUCACAAACGCGUAUAUAAAGACGUGUAACUUUGACAUGGUCAACAACACCUACUGCCCUAUCUUCAGGGUAGGGGACGUGGUGCGGUAUGCACACCAGAACUUCACCACUCUGGCCCACAAGGGAGGAGUGAUUGGCAUAAAGAUCGGCUGGAUAUGCGAUCUCGACAGGUCCGAGGAUGAGUGUAGCCCCUCCUACUCCUUCACCCGAUUGGACGCCAUGUCAGAAAAGAACAGCGUGUCCCCCGGUUACAACUUCAGGUUUGCCAAGUACUUUAAGAUGGACAAUGGGACUGACUACAGAACCCUGGUGAAGGCCUACGCCAUCAGGUUUGAUGUACUGGUCAAUGGAAAUGCAGGAAAGUUUAACAUGAUCCCUACUCUGAUUAACAUGGUUGCAGCAUUCACCUCUGUAGGAGUGGGCACGGUGCUCUGUGACAUCAUACUCCUCAAUUUCUUGAAAGGGGCGGAGCAGUACAAGGCCAAGAAAUUUGAGGAGGUAACAUCUCUUUCAUUCUUAAUAUGGCCGACACAGGCUGUGGUAAGUACAGUUCACCUGGAGACACUCUUUCUCUCUCUCUCUCUCUCUCUCUCUCUCUCUCUCUCUCUCUCUCUCUCUCUCUCUCUCUCUCUCUCUCUCUCUCUCUCUCUCUCUCUCUCUCUCUCUCUCUCUCUCUCUCUCUCUCUCUCUCUCUCUCUCCAUCUAGGUUUCAGACACGCCAAUGGAGUCCUCCGUUUCCCAUAGCAAUGGGUUGUACCGCAGCCAGCUGUCAAUCAGGCAUGAGGAGAGGCAGUCCAGCGACUCAGGAGCCUUCUCUAUUGCACAAUACAGCUGAUGGAGUCACACGCCAAUGGGACGGAGAGUUUCAGUGUGAUGGGUGGGACCACACAGCCAAUGGGAUGGAGACCUUCAGUGUGAUGGGUGGGACCACAUAGCCAAUGGGACGGAGAGCCUCAGUGGGAGAGGCGGGCAUUCAGUAAUGGAGAAAACGACUAACACAUUUAUAUAUAAUAUUUAUAAUGUUGCAUUUUUGCCUGCCAAAAUGUAAUUAUGAAUUAAAAUAAAUUUAAUUAUAUAUAUUUUUUUGCAUGCAACCACAUCAGUCUUUCAACAUCUACAGUACAAUCAGAUUAUCUGUCUGUCAAUAUAAUAAAAAAACAAACAAAUGAAUAACAAAUAAAUAAACAAACAUUUGACAUCCAUAUUUCAUUUGCAAAACACUUUAUUGAUUUUCUAUUCAUUUGCAUGUUUGCUAAAAGCAGAGAGGCAUUUCCCAGUCUCCUGAGGAAGUGGUGUUGGUGGAGCCAGGCCUAUGACCAUUUGUGCCUAUGCCAGGAAGACGUUUAUGUGUGUGUUUCAGGUAUGUGUGUAACUGUGUGUGUCUUCCUCGAAAGUCCAUAUUUCGUCCCCUAGAUCUCAC